GUGAUGAAUCAGGGCUUUAGACCCAGAGGGUGUCUCCUUCCAAACUGUGCAAUUAAAGACCCAAUAAAAGGUUUUGGCACCUGCCAUCAGCUCACAAUGCCUUGCCUGCUUCACACUUGCUCUCACUCGUGAACAAGUCUCCUGAGUUUGUCAAGAUGCCUCGACUCCUGAGAAAUGUCCUCUGUGUAAUUGAGACAUUCCACAAGUAUGCCAGGGAGGAUGGUGAUGAAGUGACCCUGACCUGCAGAGAGCUGAAACGGCUCAUCCAGAACGAGUUUGGGAACAUUCUUCAGCCACAUGUCAUUCACGAUGUGGAGAGAAACUUGAACCUUCUGGCUCUUAACAAUGAUGGCACCAUCAGUUUUAACGAAUUUGUUCUUACAAUCUUCAACUUGUUGAACCUCCAUUAUCUUGACAUACAAUCAUUACUGCAUCCAGAACCAAGACAAGUGUCUAGCCCAGAAGAGAAGCCAGAUGACAUGGAGGCCCAUGGAACAGUAGUGCAGGGAGAAAGUGAGAGAAAGACACAGCUACCAGCCCUGAAAGGUGAAGCACAGGAUGGAAAGUAUCAGGAACUCCAGGAAUCAUCAAAAGAAAGGGAUGCUGAAGAAGGUUCUAAGACAGAAGAGUUACACUCAGAAGAUCAGAAUCAUCCUGAAAUUGAAGGAGCGGUCACCUCAGGAAAAGAGGCAAGACAUGCAGAUGAAGGGACAGCAGAAACACUUGUGAGCAACAAAAAUGCCCCUGCAGCAGAAAGGGCACCAGGAGCAAGAGAAAGAAUAUGGCAGUUGUCAUCGCUUGAGAACCAGUCUGGAGGGGAAAAUAAGAGGGUCACCAAGACUCAUGACAAGCCAGUCAAGGAGGAUGAUGGUAACCAGGGGGAGGAUCCUGAGCCAACAGUCACAGAGAAUGAUAAAAGGUCUUCUGAAACCCCUAACAGCCUGACUCCAGAAGAUGGUGACAGCAGCUCAGGGACAAGUGAUCUUCUUCUGCAAGAGGAUUCCCAGAGUCAAGUAGACUCACUCAGAGAGUCUGCACAAGGAAGUUGCCAUAAUAACCCAAACACUCAGAAACAGGUAGCAUUGGGUAAGAAAAACAGAACUCAGGAGGCAGCUGGAGGAGAGGAUGAGCAGCUCAGCAAGGAACAGGAACAGCCUGAAGGAGAAGAGCACAGGAUUCAGGGCUCAGCAACGAAAGGCCCAGGCCCAGCUGUGGAGCACAGUGGACACCCAGAGGCACAGACACACCUUGAAACAGAGAAACUUGUCACAUGGGAGGAAGAAGAUAAAAGCCCUCAAAAGCUGGCGGGAGAAGUUGAUGACCAACAAAAUCCAGCCAAGAAGGAACAUGAUUCUUCUUCAAUCUUCCAGUCAGGCCUUGAAGAGAGGAAUCAGAGGAGCAAAGAGCCCUGUUCUGCAGAGAGAGGUACAGUGUAGUCCAAUCCACUUUACAAGUACCUGCAAGAGAAGAUACUGCAGCAAACACACACAACCAAAAAUGAGCAUCAAAAUCAAGCUCAGACAUCCAGGGUAUCAUCAGGUCCAGCGCUCUGCAAUGACCAGUUCAGCAAUGAGAUCUCAGAUUGUCUUGUCUUUUUCAAUGACAGCUAAGCUUUACAACAGUACACCAAGGAACUUCUGCCUGGUAAGGAUUCUGCUGAUGCACAGCAAACAUCAGCUUCCGAGGCUUUGGAAGAUAAGCAAGGCCACCCUCAAACACAGGCCAGACCACAAAGGAAGGGGAGCACCACAAAGCAAUGAAUCCUUAUCGCUAUCCCUGGAGAACUUCAGUACAGCUCAACAUGUCCCAAACUUAUUUCCUCUUGACCACCCUCAACAUGUACACAUGUAUGUACUCACAUGUACACAUUCAGAUACAGAAUGAUAAUCCCUUCAAUUCCCUUCCUAAAUUUUUACAAGAGCAAAUAAUAAAGUAUUCAGCAGUGGGAACUACCUCCGAAGAAAUGUCACACCAAACAAACAUCUUACCAUGUGAUGCUACUACCAAGUGCUAAAAUGGACUUUCUCAAGGGACAAUUUAUCACAACUUAACUGUCACUAAAAAUGGAAAAAUCCCUUUCAUGUCUUUAAUAGUUGCCAAUUUCUUCAACUGAUUCAUUAACUUUUUAUGAUGUGGCAGUAGGAACUAUGAGACUCUACAAUACUACCUUAUAAUCAUAAAAUAUCAUUAAUUCAUAGUCAUAGAUGAUUAUGUUUCAUAAUAUUUUCUAUACAGAUUUCAUGUUUAUCCCAAAAUUUUAUCUCUCAGAAUAAUCUCAGAUAGCAUUAUAACUAAAAUAAUUAUGACAUCUAGCAUCCAAUUGAACUAGAUUCAUUACUCUUUAUUCAUGUCCAGUUGCAACUCAAUAUAUGCCAUAUAUUCAUUCUUUCAUUUAUUCAUUUAACAAACCUUUGUUAAAUCCUACUCCUUACCCAGCCCUUUCAUAGUUUCUGGAUCAAAUAAGCAGUCAGAAUACAAAUCUAAAAUAUGCAUGAUUUCUUAAGAAGUUCUUAUAACCAACCAUCAACUAAGUCUACAAAUAUGGUUUG
Molecule: messenger RNA, 2549 nt
Organism: Phyllostomus hastatus (greater spear-nosed bat)
Lineage: Eukaryota; Metazoa; Chordata; Mammalia; Chiroptera; Phyllostomidae
Gene: TCHHL1
Product: trichohyalin like 1
Molecular function (GO): transition metal ion binding
Source: RefSeq, a predicted model, not a curated record